Marmota monax (woodchuck) is the source of this 3538-nucleotide messenger RNA. It is a transcript of the gene Klhl32, whose product is annotated as kelch like family member 32. The record is from RefSeq and is a predicted model, not a curated record. Gene Ontology annotation, molecular function: protein binding. The transcript is spliced from 11 exons. Lineage: Eukaryota; Metazoa; Chordata; Mammalia; Rodentia; Sciuridae. Bases 406 to 2268 code for a protein of 620 amino acids.
CCUGGGGUAGCUAGCCGGACGUGUCCCUUGCAGUGCUGGCUGGUGCUUUUUAUUUACUAGGGAACACUGCCCGGGAGCGCGCAGGCAGGCGCGCGCGCGUACACAGACACAGGCACACACACACACACACUCGCGCGCGCGCGCACACACACACACACACACACACAUACUGGCGCGCUCGUCUUCACAGUUGCAUCCCCAAACCCGCAGAGAGAAGCUACUGCAAUUUCUCUUAACCCCAGGAUCUUGGGGCGAAGCAGAGCCUUUGUGCAUCAGGGAGAACCUGGUGCCUGCGCUGCCGCCUCGGGUACAAAACCAAGCAGACCGCUCACCCCAUCGGCUGGAAUGCUUGCUGAUUCCUCUGCAAACUUCUAAGACUGAGACCCUGAGGAACCCAGCUGGACAAUGCCGUCUGAACGCUGCCUCAGUAUUCAAGAAAUGCUGACAGGCCAGAGGCUCUGCCACUCAGAAUCUCACAAUGACAGCGUCCUGGCAGCGCUGAAUCAGCAGAGGAGUGAUGGUAUCCUCUGUGAUGUCACCUUGAUUGCUGAGGAACAGAAAUUCCAUGCUCACAAGGCAGUCCUAGCAGCAUGCAGUGACUACUUUCGGGCAAUGUUCAGUCUUUGCAUGGUGGAAAGUGGAGCUGACGAGGUGAAUUUACACGGUGUGACCAGCCUUGGUUUGAAACAGGCUCUGGAGUUUGCAUACACAGGACAGAUUUUAUUGGAGCCAGGCGUGAUCCAGGACGUCUUAGCAGCUGGCAGUCACCUACAACUGUUGGAGCUUCUCAACUUAUGUUCCCACUAUCUUAUUCAGGAAUUAAAUAGCUUUAAUUACUUGGAUCUGUACAGACUUGCUGACCUCUUUAACCUCACUUUGUUGGAGAAAGCAGUGAUCGAUUUCUUAGUGAAACAUCUCUCUGAACUCCUGAAGAGCCGACCAGAAGAUGUUCUAACGCUUCCUUAUUGCCUGCUUCAGGAGGUCCUGAAGAGCGACCGCCUGACUUCUCUGAGUGAAGAGCAGAUCUGGCAGCUAGCUGUGAGGUGGUUGGAACACAACUGCCAUUACCAGUACAUGGAUGAACUCCUGCAGUACAUCCGCUUUGGCCUAAUGGAUGUGGAUACUCUCCAUACAGUUGCCCUGUCCCAUCCCCUCGUCCAGGCAAGUGAGACGGCAACAGCUCUUGUCAACGAGGCCCUGGAAUACCACCAGAGCAUCUAUGCACAGCCUGUCUGGCAGACCUGCAGGACCAAACCUCGCUUCCAAUCAGAUACUCUAUAUAUCAUUGGUGGGAAAAAGCGUGAGGUGUGUAAAGUCAAGGAACUUCGGUACUUUAAUCCUGUUGAUCAGGAGAAUGCUCUCAUAGCCGCCAUUGCCAACUGGAGUGAACUGGCUCCCAUGCCUGUGGGAAGGAGUCACCACUGUGUGGCAGUCAUGGGGGACUUUCUUUUUGUAGCAGGAGGGGAAGUGGAGCAUGCCAGUGGCCGGACGUGUGCUGUGAGGACUGCCUGUCGCUAUGAUCCUCGCAGUAAUUCCUGGGCAGAGAUAGCACCCAUGAAAAACUGCCGGGAGCAUUUUGUGUUGGGUGCCAUGGAUGAAUACCUCUAUGCAGUUGGGGGCAGAAAUGAACUGCGUCAGGUUCUGCCUACAGUUGAGCGAUAUUGCCCCAAGAAGAACAAAUGGACUUUUGUGCAGUCCUUUGAUCGAUCUCUAUCAUGUCAUGCUGGAUAUGUGGCUGAUGGUCUUCUUUGGAUAUCAGGUGGAGUAACUAACACCGCACAGUAUCAGAACAGACUAAUGGUAUAUGAACCUAACCAGAAUAAGUGGAUAAGCCGCAGUCCCAUGCUCCAGAGAAGGGUCUACCAUUCCAUGGCUGCUGUCCAAAGGAAGCUUUAUGUUCUUGGAGGCAAUGACCUAGACUACAAUAAUGACCGGAUCCUUGUGAGACAUAUAGAUUCCUAUAACAUUGACACUGACCAGUGGACACGUUGUAAUUUCAACCUGUUAACUGGCCAGAAUGAAUCUGGAGUUGCUGUCCAUAAUGGGAGAAUAUAUUUAGUCGGUGGAUAUUCGAUUUGGACAAAUGAACCCCUGGCUUGUAUCCAGGUAUUGGAUGUAAGUAGAGAAGGCAAAGAAGAAGUGUUCUAUGGGCCUACACUCCCUUUUGCUUCCAAUGGAAUAGCAGCAUGCUUCCUCCCAGCCCCAUAUUUCACAUGCCCUAACCUUCAAACUCUUCAAGUGCCUCAUCACAGGAUUGGCACCAUCUGAAAGCCAAUGCUCUGUUAAUAACUAUCAUACCAGGCGGAAAAACAAAGGGUGACUGUUGGAUACUGGGCAUGAAGAGCCUCAGUGCUUAAUGCUUCCUUGUUUUGUGUUAUAGGUCUUAUAUUCACAUAAAUAUUAGCAAAAAAAUGAACAAUUUUCUAAAAUACAUUAUUGAAAACUCCUGUCACUCUUCUAAGUGUAUGUCAACAUACAAUACAAUAUGUAUGACUUUUACUGUGAUGUAGCUUAGUGUCAACUUAAUGGUACAUUAUUGUUCCAUGGAUCUUUAAAACAUUCUUUAUAUACUUUUUCUAAUCAGUGCUGUCUAGGACAAUAUGACACUGUUGGUAAUGCAGUUAAUUUCACACAAUGGCAUCAAUGAUCUCAAAAUCUUCCACACUUACUCCCUUUACUACUCAAACAUGAGCUUCUAAUUCUUCUUUUUAAAGUUUAACAUUAUGCAGCCCUGCUCAGUAGAGAGUCAGCAUUAGGACAUCAUAAAUUUUUAAGUGCCAUAUUUUAUUCAAGGUGAUGCAAAUAAUAGAAGUACACUGGAACAGCAGUUGGAAUAUCCAGAAUUUUUGCCUUGGUUACUCUGACCUUGAGCCAGAACUUUUUGGUACUGUAGUCUUCCUACCUUUUAAGGAGGAUCAUUACUGAUUUCCAUAUUAAUUCAAAAGAAUGUUGUGAGCAUUAGGCAAAUGCUCUGAAGUACUUCCCCUAAGAAAAACAAUGCUACUCAAAUUAUGAGGCAUUUCACAAUCUUGAGAACCGUGUAACUGAAUCAGAUUACUUUUACGUUUAGAAAUUACUAGAUAGGAUUUGGAAAACAUGCUAUGAAAUAAAUGAUUCUGAAAAGCAUGUGAGACAUACACCUUUUCUAACCAGAAAAAAGAACGUUUACCAAUACCAAAGAUAUCUAAAUUUCUAAAAUCCUUGCUCAAAUAAUAACUCUUAAAUUAAGUCUCAUUUUAAAUCACUUAGUGAAAAAUGACAUUUUAAAGCUAAAAAAAAGUAGUUGUACUAAUUAUGGUACCAUAAAGUGCUUUGACAUAAAUUUGAACUUAGAAUUGGCAGUUCUAAUAAAAGUUUUCCAUUUUGUUAAAGGUUAUGUCAAUCUUGAGGACUUGUGGGAAUUUUCACCACCACUGAUACAUAUUUUAUUACGACCACUUUUAAUAAUGCAUAAGAAUUCAUUUUUAGGCUAGGUUUUUGGGUUUGCUUUGUCUAUGACAAGAAAAUAAAUAAAACAAUAAUCACAUUUGAACAUAAA